This is a messenger RNA of Papilio polytes (common Mormon), 2169 nucleotides long. RefSeq names its product prominin-1-A (gene prom). NCBI's taxonomy places the organism in Eukaryota, Metazoa, Arthropoda, Insecta, Lepidoptera, Papilionidae. The record is from RefSeq and is a predicted model, not a curated record. The transcript has 15 exons. Gene Ontology annotation, cellular component: membrane. The coding region runs from base 79 to 1968 and encodes 629 amino acids.
UAAUUUGACAAAUGUAAAGGUUAAAAUUAGAUUUUCAUAAAUUGACGCAAAUGAAGCUGCACGGGAACAGUUAGUUACAUGAUACGAACUAACAAAUAUGUCGACAAGUUCCUAGGCGAGCCAAUACAACAAGCUAUAUCCUCGGAGAGCGGUAUCGAUUUGGUUCUGGACUCCUUAGCCGACAUAAUAGCAGAAAGUGAAGAUCUCUCAUCGAAAGUGUCCGCUUUGCGGAACAUAAGUGUUAAGGCGGGAACAUUAGCGGCAGUCGCUGCGGAAAGACUGAAUGACCUCGCCAGACAAAUAGACGGCCUGAAGAAACAAUGCUCGCCGAAAGACGCCCCACUCUGUGGUACAAUUAACACACAUUCUAUGGAGCUCAAAUUGAAGUUCAACUCGAUAUUAAAAGAACAGCAGUUAUUGGAGCUUCGAGUUCUAGGUGUAGACAACUUGACGCUUGCCAUUGCCGCAGCGAAACAGGAACUGCGUUCUUUACCUUCAGUUGUUGUAACACAGACCAAACAUGUAAGAGAUAGUAUCCUCCGUGACAUAGAAAUUCGUCGUGACAAAGUCCAUAGUUCAGCUAGAAUCCUAAGCGACAUUGUGCGGUACCUGACCGCCAGCUUACAUUCCUUUUCCCGACAACUUGAUGAAAGCUUUGAAAGAAUACAAAUAUACGAAUUUUGGAGAUGGAUUUUCAUGUUAGUAUGCACCGUCGUGUGCGCGUUGGUCAUGAUUUUGAUGUUGGCAGCCAUGCUUUGUGGAUGUGGAAAAGCGAAGAUACACGCUAAAAGGACAUUGCAACUAUCUGCCGUGUGGUUAUGCUUCGCCUCCCUGCUUUUAUGGAGCGUGAUUUCCGCUGUAUUUCUUAUCGCAGGCCACGCUGAGGUUUUUGUAUGUCAAACGCUUAGGGAUGCUGCUCAGUAUAAAACUCUAUCAAAGCUUUUGGAUAAACCAUCACCAUUGCUGCAGAACAAUGAAGGAUUCUUUGACGCAUUGUUCAGAGAUCUUGAUAACGUCACCAUUGAAGUUUCAGUAAGGGAUGUACUGAGAGACUGCGAGCGGAACCGACCGGCGUACGUAGUUUUUCAACUCGACAGAAUCUUGGAUGUUAACAAAGAGACAUCUUACUUCGAAUGGGAGGAGCUGCAGGCGGAUCUGGGACGUCUGUCUACUACCGUCGACGUCAGCUUCCUCAAAUCAAUAUCCGCUCCAUUUAACAGAAUACUUAAUGAGAUUCUUGUGAAAUCUAAUGUUAAUCUGCCUCUGUACAGGAUGGAGUAUAACAAUCCAGUUGUUGGAAAGGACCUGCCUGCUUUAGAAGAUCAGUUGGAGAAUGUCGCAGCGCAAGUAUCUGAUUUAACAACGUCAGGAAGGCUCGAAACUUUAGCUAAACGUACAGAAAAAGUUUAUAUGAGUAAUAUAAAACCAUUGGAGCAGUUGAGAGCAGAUCUUGUAUUCAAAUUGACUGAACUCGAAUUACAAUUAAUACCGUACAGAAGGAGAUUGAAUAUAUCGCUGAGUCAUAUACACACGGCGCAGUUUUACAUCGACAACCAGGGAGACGUCAUCGCACAGAAAAAGGUGUCAGCGUACGUAUCCCGGUUGGUGUCGCACGCCGCUAGAUGGCGCUCUCACGUGCUCACGUCCACCGGCAAACACGCCGCUCGCUGUCAACCGCUGUUUGCAGUAUACGCUGCGGUCAGGGCUUUACUCUGCACUAAAUAUAUUUCCUCUUUGCACGGCUGGUGGCUUUGUGGAGUCGCAUUGGGUCUGCUGUGGUGCGUACUGCUCACUCCUUUGAGCGUCAAUCUCUGGCGAACGUAUGAUCGGAGAAUGAACACUCAGAACUUUAUAACUCUAUCUAACUUUAAUGCAGCACCUCAAGGGACUCCAGAGACGGAACCAUGUGAAAACGGCAACUGGACAACACCUGGCCCACCCCCACCCCCUAGGGACGAUAACUGGUGAUCUACAAAACAAUGCUGUGAGAAACCGUUUGAAAUACAUCUAAGUACCACCAAGAAGAUAACCAGCGCGUGGUGCCUGAAAGCACAAAGUAUUUUGCUAAGCUUGAUAUCCAAGAUAAGUAACUAUGGAGUGUGCUUAUCGUUACUUAACUAGUAAGAUUAUCGUAGUUAAAGGAUAAAGUAAAUAUUUUAAAAUUUUUCG